CGCGAGGCGAGGCGGGCGGCGGCCGGGGGCCGCGAAAAUUCUGAGCUGUGUCGCUCUAUCAAAUGAGAUCUUCGUUCAGAAGAAGACAGUAGAGUCUCCAACAAAUAAGUUUGGCUGUUCACCAUGAGGUUAGCAAAGCCGAAAGGAGGAAUUUCUCGAAGUUCAAGCCAAGGAAAAGGCUAUGAAAACAAGCGCAAAACAGUCUGCCAGCGGCAGAAGUGGGGAAUGACCAUUCGAUUCGACACAGGCUUGAGUAGACUUAGAAGAAGCUUAGAUGAGAAGCCCUAUAAAUGCACUAAAUGUGAAAAGAGUUUCAGCCAGAGUUCAACUCUUUUUCAGCACCAGAAGAUCCAUACUGGAAAGAAAUCCCAUAAAUGUGCUGAUUGUGGGAAAAGUUUCUUUCAGAGUUCUAAUCUCAUACAACAUCGGCGGAUCCAUACUGGUGAAAAGCCCUACACGUGUGAUGAGUGUGGAGAAAGGUUUAAACAGAGCUCAAAUCUCAUUCAGCACCAGAGAAUUCAUACUGGAGAAAAGCCCUACCAGUGUGAUGAAUGUGGCCGUUGUUUCAGCCAGAGUUCCCACCUUAUUCAGCAUCAGAGAACCCACACUGGGGAGAAGCCCUACCAGUGCAGUGAAUGCGACAAAUGCUUCAGCCAGAGCUCUCAUCUGAGGCAGCACAUGAAGGUGCACAAGGAAGAGAAGCCCCGUAAAUCCCGGGGUAAAAAUACCAGGGCAAAGACUCACUUGGUGUCCUCUUGGAAAGCUGGUACUGGAAGGAAGUCAGUGGCUGGUCUCCGCCAAGUGAAGGGUACUGCUUCAGCCCUCUUUAAGAAAAAAAAAUGAAAGGUAAAGAUGAAAGCUGUCCCUUUUAGAAUUGGGUAUGCUUUAUAGUAGAGCACUUAGAUACUGAUCCCUCUGUUGCAUGGAAACUUUGGGAGUUGAAUGACAUUAGUGGGCUGAAACUACAGAAGUCCAGCUACCCUCAUUUCUUUUUUAUAUGACAUGGAGCACAAGGAACUGAAACUGUUUUGAGAGAAUAUAGGAUCCUUGACCUCCGGUUGAAAUUGCUUCCUGCAUCAUUUUGAUAAAAAGCAUAAUGUUUUCAUGACUCACUUGUAAAAGUGCAGACAUGUCAAUAAUUACUCAGUUUAGGACUUUCUGUAGAAGGAAUAAUUAAAAGCAAGGAAUUAAUUUCAUUAGUUUGAGGUUCUGCAACAGACUAGGAGAUUUUGUUUGUAAUGUUUUGUAUGAUAACCAUUAGUUUAUAAGUGUGACUCAAAAUUCAACAUAAUGAAAUGUAUUCACAUUCACAGAUUUUUAAUCAAGGCCCAUCUUGUAUUAGAUUGUUUUUGUUUCUUCCCUUCUACUUAUGGACAGUUAUAAUUAAAGGAGCAAGAAGACCUAUUUUUCAUCACAUUCUUAAUAAGCAAUCCUAAGGAAUCCAAAGUGAGAACCGAAUUAGAUCACAAGACUCCGAUUCCUGUCAAUACCAUUCUUUGUUAUAGGGUAACUGACAUGUCAACUGCUUUCUGAAAAUUGGUAUGGAUUUAUUUUGAUCCAUGCCCAUGGCCUCUUGGCAUUAACUUUUCUCUGACAAACUAAGCCAGCCUUUCAGACAGGAAUAGAUAUCAUGUUUUACCAAAAGAAUCACAGCUUGCUUCUGGAUUUUAAAAAAAUCUACAAUUUACAGGCCUCUUUGCCUUCAAGAUGCAGAGCUUUUGGUAACACUGGUUAUCUUAGACAAAUGUUUUAUCUACAGCAAAAGUCAUUUAAUAUGUCAAUACAUUGUAGGUCCUUUGCAAUUUAACUUUUUCUACAUUAUAUGAAUUCCUUAAGAAGGGUAACAAACAUGUUUCUUAAUUUCCAUCAGAACAAUGCCAAGACUGGCGCUCCUGGUGGUGCACACUGGUAUUCACCUCCUUAGGAGACCAUGGUACAAAGAUCAUGAUCCUCGGCCAGCCCAAGCAAAAGUUUAAGACCCUAUCCGUAAAAAAACUAAAAAGCAAAAAGACUGGGUGUGGCAUAAGUGGUAGAACUUUUGCAAGCACUUGCCUGGCAAGCAAAGGGCCCUGAGUUCAAUUCCUAGUACCACCAAGACAAGCAAAACCAGUGCCAACUGUCACAUUUCUGAUCAUUUAACUCAGGUUUUAAUUCUAUUGACUGCUAACAUUCUUUUGAUUUUUUUUAGUAUCUUUUAUAAUCAUGUCAGUUCCUGGUGUAUUAGUAACA
Molecule: messenger RNA, 2229 nt
Organism: Castor canadensis (American beaver)
Lineage: Eukaryota; Metazoa; Chordata; Mammalia; Rodentia; Castoridae
Gene: Znf22
Product: zinc finger protein 22
Biological process (GO): regulation of transcription by RNA polymerase II
Cellular component (GO): nucleus
Molecular function (GO): DNA-binding transcription factor activity, RNA polymerase II-specific
Source: RefSeq, a predicted model, not a curated record